Neofelis nebulosa (Clouded leopard) is the source of this 5011-nucleotide messenger RNA. It is a transcript of the gene CABLES1, whose product is annotated as Cdk5 and Abl enzyme substrate 1. The transcript has 10 exons. Gene Ontology annotation, cellular component: cytosol. The coding region runs from base 1873 to 3789 and encodes 638 amino acids. The record is from RefSeq and is a predicted model, not a curated record. NCBI's taxonomy places the organism in Eukaryota, Metazoa, Chordata, Mammalia, Carnivora, Felidae. Gene Ontology annotation, biological process: nervous system development; regulation of cell cycle.
GAAGUUUCAAGGUAGUUAGUUAAACAAAAUAAUUAAACUAAUGAAAUUUCACAGAGCUGGUCACCAAGCUUUGACUUAGCUGCUAUAAGGCUGCUAUAAAUGGAUCUCACUCUCCACUGUUUCAAAAGGCCUAAAAAUGGCAUAAAAUAAAAUAUGAGCAAUUUUUCAUGCGAAGGGCCAUGUGCCUGUUUGUCCUAAGCAAAUGUAACCUGAAACUCACCCAUAUCUCAUAUACUCCAGGUUGGCUGCCCAUCUCUGGACAGGCUGUAUUUGCUCUCCAUUACUCAAUUUACUUUCCUGAACUUGAAGUGGAGUGGAAUUUCAAUGUAGAGUUACCCAUUAGUUCCAGGGCUAAAUUUAAACCUUUAAUUAAAUUAAUCCCUUGAUCUUAAAUGCAUUGCUUCUCCCUCAGAAAAGUGUAUAGAGGUGUCUUAGACAUCACAGAGCUUAAUAAAGUGUGACAAUUGUUCCUUACCGCAUAGGGAAACCGGUACACGUUUGGAGAGAGCUCCUGGUGCCCUCUGGCCUCCCAACCCCCUCAGCCAGCACAGGCAUUUGUUGGGGCUGGGGCCAAGGUACAGCAUUCUGUGUCUCCUCCCAGGUCCAGACUUGCUGUCCAGUCAUUGAAUCCUUGGGCAGGAACCCAUCUUAAAAGAAGACAUGGUAGAUGCCAAACGAAUGUUUAUGAACUAAAUGACAGAAAGUAACUGUGCAUAUUGUUCCAGUUUAUAUGGGAUAAAAAGAGAUCAUAAUCCACAACAUUUGCAGGGUGACUAGAGGAAAAGGGCGUGAGGCCUUUUUAGCUUAUUUUGGUCUUCAUAGAGUAAAAAUUGAUGUUGGCUUUUGCUAAGAAAGAGAUGAAAAGUGACAGCACCAUCAAGUGGGGAUGUAUAAAUUAGCCCGUACAGAAGAUGUUCACCUGUGCCUGGGCUCUGUAUGCACCCAGGGGUGCGCAGUUAUCUCAGGGGCCUGUGAAUGAAUGAGACAUAACCUUAGUCGUUAAGCAACAGCUUUAAGGUGGGACUGACUACGUAAGGGGUUGUGAACCUACUCGUAUAACUAUUAAUAAGGACCUACUUCUCAGGGCCCAACGGCAGCGCGGGGUCCAGUUAACAAGCUCGUGGGCCAGAUCUCAGCUUCCCUCCGAGUAAACCUCCUGUAGACCCAUAACUCUCCCGGGACCACAUCCUCAAGCCGGGACUCCAGGGUUCUGCUUGCACCCCCGCCCGCGAUUCCCGAUUCCUUGUGCGGGCGCGGCGGCAAAACGUGCUUGCUUCCCUUAACUGGCGCCCGCGCACCCCGGGAGCCAAGAACUCCCCGCAGGAAGCUCGGAGUACCUGGACCCGCCGCAGAUAACCCCCGCCCUGUCACCCGCUCGGCUUUCUCUUCCUCCUCCUCCUCUGCCCUUCGCCUCCCGCCGCCUGCCUCCGCGGCCGCCGCCUGCGGCUUUGUUUUCCUCCCAGGUUUCAUUCCCCACACGUGAUACUGUGUUAUUGCAAAGAGCGCUUCGGAGCGCGAGCGCAGGGCGCGCGCACCUAUAAAUACGGACACCGGGUCUGGGAAGCCGAAGACCGUAAGGGUGGGGAGGGCCUGGGACUUGGCGAUCAGCGACCAGCCAGCCAGCCAGCAAGGAAGCAAGCGACCGAGCGAGCGAGCUACACAGCCGCGCGCGUGGGCCCGGGCGGCGGCGUCCCCGGCCGCAGCACCAAGGGGCGAGCAUGGCCCGCCCGCGGGGGGGCCGGGCCGCCGCGCACGCCGCCUGCGCCCCGCGCCCUGCCCAGCCCGGGUCACCGGCGCUCGCGCUCGCUGCUUAGCACUCGGGCGCCGCUCGCUUCUCCGGGCAUCGCGGAAAUACCGCCGCAGACGGACACAAUGGCGGCGACUACCGCCACCACGGCCGCCACCGCCGGCACGGCCGCCUGCAGCAGCAACAGCAGCAGCACCGGCACCGACGCCGCGGGCACCAGCAGACUGCAGCAGCAGCCGCCGCAGCAGCCCCAGCCCGCGACCGCCCCGCCGGCCCAGCCACCGCCGCCCGAGCCCCCCAGGAAGCCGCGCAUGGACCCGCGGCGCCGCCAGGCUGCCCUCUCCUUCCUCACCAACAUCUCGCUAGACGGACGGCCGCCGCUGCAAGACGAGGAGUGGGGCGGCGGCGAGGAGAGUGGCGCGGCCAAGCCCGGCGCCGGCAGCGCCUGCGGCGCGAGGACUCGGCUCAGCCUGCUCGCCGCCGCCGAGCGGGGCGGCUGCAACGCGCUCGCUGCAGCGGGCACGGCGGCGGCGGUAGCAGCUGGAUGGGGCCCCUGCCUCCCGCAGCCUUCGCCGCUGCCGCCGCUGGCCCCCGGCGGCCACGCUCCGGGGUCCGGUCCCGGGGCGGCACGGGGCUUCGUGAGCCCUCUGGGCGCUGGCCGGGCGUCGGGGGAGCAGCUACAGCCGCCCCGGUCUGCGCCUUUCGCCUCCUGUGCUUCGCCGCAGCUGCCCGACGGGCCCGGGGACGGCGGGCAGGAGGAGUUGGAGGAGGACGAUGCCUUUUCCAGCGUGCAGGUGCCGACGGCCGCCUUCUUGGCCUCCGGGACCCCCGGGAGUGGGAGCGGCAGUCGAGGUCGCCUCAACUCGUUCACUCAGGGAAUCCUGCCCAUCGCCUUCUCCAGGCAGACCUCGCAGAACUACUGCUCCCUGGAGCAGCCGGGCCAGGGGGCCAGCACCAGCGCCUUGGAACAGCUGCAGAGGUCCCGACGUCGCCUCAUUUCCCAGAGAUCAUCCUUGGAAACCCUGGAAGAUAUUGAGGAGAAUGCCCCUCUACGGAGAUGUCGAACUCUCUCAGGUUCGCCCAGACCAAAGAACUUUAAGAAGAUUCAUUUUAUCAAGAACAUGCGGCAGCACGAUACCAGGAAUGGCAGAAUAGUCCUUAUCAGUGGCAGAAGAUCCUUCUGUAGUAUAUUUUCAGUGCUGCCCUAUCGUGACAGUGCCCAAGCAGGGGAUUUGAAGUUGGAUGGAGGGAAACAGUCAACAGGUGCCGUGAGCUUGAAAGAGAUCAUUGGCCUUGAAGGCGUGGAGCUGGGAGCUGACGGGAAGACUGUUUCUUACACCCAGUUUCUGUUACCCACAAAUGCCUUCGGAGCCCGGAGAAAUACCAUAGACUCCACCUCCUCCUUCUCCCAGUUCCGUAACCUGAGCCACCGCAGCCUGUCCAUAGGACGCGCAAGCAGCACCCAGGGGAGCCUCGACACAGGUAGUGACCUGGGAGACUUCACGGACUAUGACCCAAAUCUCCUGGAUGACCCCCAGUGGCCUUGUGGCAAGCACAAGCGAGUUCUGAUCUUUCCUUCAUACAUGACCACCGUCAUUGACUACGUGAAGCCCUCAGAUCUCAAGAAGGACAUGAAUGAGACCUUCAAGGAGAAAUUUCCUCACAUUAAAUUAACACUCAGCAAAAUAAGGAGUCUAAAGCGAGAGAUGCGGAAGCUUGCCCAGGAGGACUGCGGCUUUGAGGAGCCCACGGUGGCCAUGGCCUUUGUCUAUUUUGAGAAGCUCGCCCUCAAGGGAAAGCUAAACAAACAGAACCGGAAGCUUUGUGCUGGAGCAUGUGUACUAUUAGCAGCCAAAAUCGGAAGUGACCUCAAAAAACACGAAGUCAAGCAUUUAAUUGACAAACUGGAAGAGAAGUUCCGGCUGAAUAGACGAGAACUGAUUGCCUUUGAAUUCCCAGUGUUAGUGGCCUUGGAGUUUGCUCUUCAUCUGCCGGAGCACGAGGUCAUGCCCCAUUACAGACGCCUGGUGCAGAGCUCCUAGCACAGGCCCUAAGAAGGGCCAGGGACCACUUCCUCUGAGCUUGCAGAACAGCACUUACUACUGGAAAUGCAAAAAUAGAACUUGACAUACCAGCCUUUUUUCCUCUCCACAUGUUUUCGUGUAGGGCAGUACCGGAAACUUUUCAGGGAGUCUUGGUCUGGCUAGCUGGGAUGACCCACGAGCAGUUUAUUACUCAGCGGGGGAAGGGGAGAACCGUGCGUAAGAUGGUACAGGGCCUUUCCCCUGGCGACAUUCUGCAGCUGUCCCCUCCCUGCUGUUCUUCCCGGGCAUGCACAGACCUCGCCAGUGCAGUACAGGGCCUUCUCUCCAGACCUGGUCCAACUCAGUGCAAAGUUCUAGAGCAGAGCGGGGAGGAGAAUUUGCAGCAGCUGGGGGAACGCUUUGAAAACAUACCCUCACUGUGUCAAAAGAGUGUGCCAAUCUAUUUUCGUAUCAGCUCUUGGAAAUGCACUUUCCCCCGGAGCGUGUGAGUGUGAGAAUGUGUGUGUCUGACCGAUAUCACGUCAGCCCUCGGCCCCCAAAGCUGGUCCCGCCCACCAGAGAGCAGACCUCCACCUGGGGUCGUGAGCCAGGCUGACCUUCAGCAGUUAGUUCUAGAUCAGCUCUGGAUCGUAAUCACUCUCUGCUCCACACCUGAUUGUCUGGCAUCCCCUGCCCUUAGAAGGUGACGUAGUUUCUGUUACUGCUCCUACCACCAACGGGACAAAGAUGACAAGUUCGCGGUGUCGGGUCGUGUGGAAAGGCAUGGAGCGUGGUGCUCUAUACCUUUCUGCUGCCACACCUUGUGUAUGCAUUUGACUUUCGCACUUUUCCCACCGUGGAGACGGCUGGGGUUGUGCUCCGUGGUGUGUGUUCCUGUACUCUAUGUUAGAGUGCAUAAUAAGCACGUUUAUUGUGCUAUAUAUAUAUAUAAAUGUUUUAUAAGAUUCCAGAAUAGGGAUAAGACGCAUGAUGGGUGUUUCGAGGCUUCUGACCACUGGGAUAAACUGCUCUUGAGCUGCGGUUCGGUCACCUGAGGAGGCAGCGACGUAUCUGCCACAUAAGGCUGGCUGUGCCGAAUGGGGACUGUAGCUUAUAUGGACUGGCUGGGAUGACAUCACCACACCAUCCCCUUGCAGCCACGAGAGGUGCCUGCUGGAGUUCACCUGACAAGAAAGCCUGUGGCCAUGUAAAAAGAAUUAAAAUAUUUUGUUUCUAUAUA